Molecule: messenger RNA, 1710 nt
Organism: Homalodisca vitripennis (glassy-winged sharpshooter)
Lineage: Eukaryota; Metazoa; Arthropoda; Insecta; Hemiptera; Cicadellidae
Product: SOX domain-containing protein dichaete-like
Exons: 1
Coding region: 21-821 (266 amino acids)
Biological process (GO): regulation of DNA-templated transcription; anatomical structure morphogenesis; cell differentiation
Molecular function (GO): RNA polymerase II cis-regulatory region sequence-specific DNA binding; DNA-binding transcription factor activity, RNA polymerase II-specific
Source: RefSeq, a predicted model, not a curated record
UCGACUCGACCAGUACCACGAUGACGAGUCCUCACGGAUACACGGGUUUCACGAUGACCCCCACCUUGGACAGUCAGAGUUCCAUGGAGCAGCACAUCAAGCGACCCAUGAACGCGUUCAUGGUCUGGUCCAGGAUACAGAGGAGGAAGAUCGCCCUGGACAAUCCGAAGAUGCACAACUCUGAGAUCUCCAAGCGUCUGGGUGCGGAGUGGAAGUUGCUCACAGAGAUGGAGAAGAGACCCUUCAUCGAUGAAGCGAAGAGACUGAGGGCGAUGCACAUGAAGGAGCAUCCCGACUACAAGUACAGGCCCCGCCGGAAGCCGAAGAGCCCAGGACAGACCAUGGUGUCCAAAGGGUCCCCGACUUUACACCCCGGGAUGGGUCCCUCCACGGGGGCGGCCUUCCCGAGCUUUCCGCUCCCGCCGUACUUCGCCUCCCCGAGCCCUCACCUGGAGAGCAUCUCGGCAGCCUACUCUCCCAUCCCGCCCUACUUCGGGUCAGCCUUCGACGCCGUCCAUCUCUCGAAACUGGUGCAGAACCAAGCCGCCGCCGCUGCCGUCUCCACGGAGGCCCAAAAGUACGCCUCCAAUCCCGCCGUCGCCGUCGUCAGCUCACUCUACUCAUCACUUUACCCGACACCGUCCAGCGGCAAAAGCAUGCCUCCACCUCCGCUCUCGUUCUUCCACCACCAGCCUCAUCCGCACUUCCUGUUCGGAUCGGGCCACCAGAGUCCAGGAUCGAGCCCGGGGACUACACCCACGUCGGCACCCGCCCCCUUGGACAUCGACCAGCUCCGGAGACCCGUGCCCGUCAUCUACUAAGUGUCGAGGUAAGACACCUGAGGACUGAGUUACCCUAGGAUAGGCAUCACUCACAUCACGUUUUCUCCCCAACCAAAACCUUGUUCAGUGUUUUAACUCGGCAAUUUGCAGCUUCUGUGUCCGCAAUCUCCAGGAUAAAGUGUUAAUUAUUUAUAUGGAAUCAAGAGACUAUUGUUAAUUUAUGUAAAGGUGUACAGAUAUUGUUUACAUUUAAAAUUAUUCAUUAAUAUCAUAUUUAAUAGUGUUUUAACCGACCCGAUUUACAUAGGCCUACAUGCUUUAAUUAUAAUGGCAAAUAUUUAAAAAAAAUUAAUAUUACCUUUCAAAUCUAAGAAACUUCUCUAAUAUAAUUUUAAAAAUUUGUUUGAUUUCUCACAUAUUGCAAGAAAUUAUAAAAAGAUUACAAAUAACGUUAAUAAUCCCCAUAAUUUUAUGAUUACCAUCUUGAAAUAUAGAUUAAAAAUUUCAUAAUCGUAAAUAACAAGUUAAAUUUUACAUACAUCGUAACAUUUUAAUACCACAGUGUUAACGUACCGGAAGUGUAAAGAUUCACAAAUAGUGUUAUUACUUUAGCCUAUUCAUCUCUAUUAACCUUGUAGGCAAGAGACAACAUGCUCAUUUUCAAAUGUACGUCAACGUUAUCUUGUGAGUUGAGUUUACAUGUGAUUUUAUAUAUUUACGAAUUUGAAGUCUGUGAUUGCUCUAAAAUAUUAUUUAUUUCAUAGUUAUUGAUCAUUAUGAACAGUGGCUAAUUUUUAGUUGUAUUUCUAGAGUAACAUUUAUAGUGAACUUAAAUCAAAAUAAAUCUUGUACAAACAGUUAAAAUAUCAAUUCGUUCAGAAAUUAACAUGUGCGCUAUUAUUGCAUCUAUUUAUUGCAAAUAUUUAUU